AUGCUGAGAAAUGAAUCUCAGGGCGUGACUUGCACUGAUUUGGAAAGUGUCAUCCUGCGCAUAUUCAUUCCCCUUGCAACCCGAGAACCAACAGUCAUCAUCCAGUUGCUGUUUUAUGCUGCUCACCGUCUUGCCAAGCUCAAGGAUGCAAGGGAAGCUGUGCGAUUGUAUGAGCUGGUGUUAAAAUCCAAAUUUGUAUUUUGUGACUGCUUCAGCUCAAUCUCUGCCCUGCCAUCUCUGGUGACAAUCAAUAUUGAAUUGGCUGCUGCUCUUUUGGCAUCUUCUGAGCAUCACAAGUGUGGAUCUAAAUGUUUGGAAACACUGGGAAAAGUCUUGGAGAGAAGUUACAUAGGACCAGUGGUCUCUGCCCUCAGAGCAUAUGCUCUUGCUCAUGAAACAAGAUAUGAUGAUGCACUGGAAGCAGUGAAUGAUGCUCUCCUUCAAAUGAGACACACCUUAGUUUCAAGAGAGAAGGAACAUAUCCUUCCUGAAAACCUCCUCAAAGGCAAGCUGUAUGCUUUGAAAGCCUACAUUCUCCUCAGCCGGGGUUGGAAGCAAGAUUCCAUCAGUGCCAUCAGGCUAGGGAUAGCUUUCAUUCCAGGAGAUCCAUGCUGGGAAUAUCCAUGCAAGAAACUAAAUUUAGAUUUCCCUCAGCAAUCAAAACUCAUCCAUAACCUUGCUAAAUUCUGCAAGGUGUGCUCAGAGUCACGCAAUCUUCUGCAAUGCCUUGCCCUUGAGAGGUCUAUGUUAUUUGAUUAUAUUCCAUGGGAGGCAGUUCUUAAUGCUUGCCAUCUUCCCCCAACAUUGACCCUGCAAGAUCAUGAACAUGUGGGAGAUCCUGUCUUCUUUUCUCCAUGGUGAUGUGCUCUAUGGCAGUGUCCUGACCCUUUUCUUUUGAUGUUCUCAAUUUUAUUUGUGUAGUAUGAAAUGCAGAGCUAAAUUGUCUUUCUACAUGUUUUCUGAGCUUCCUUUGUGGGGUCCCCCAAAAUUACAGCCCUCUUUGUGUUCCUUGAUUUCGGCAAAUUUGCUCUGGUAUACAAGACAGACAGACCCUAUAGCUACGCAA
Darwinula stevensoni is the source of this 1066-nucleotide messenger RNA. NCBI's taxonomy places the organism in Eukaryota, Metazoa, Arthropoda, Ostracoda, Podocopida, Darwinulidae. The record is from the annotation of a GenBank genome assembly.